AUGAAAGCAGUCGCUUCAACCUUUCACCAGGUGGUAAAGUUUAUCGGAUGGAAUGGACGACAGGAGAGCCUCCGAGGGGAUCAAAUCCAAUCAAAGAAAUGCUACAUCAGCACUGUCACAAACAAGCAGACCUGUAUGGAGGUACAAUGCGUGGAAGCCACUUCCGUUCCUAUAAUCGAAGAUGUUGGAGUGCCAGCCGAACGAAGAUCUAUCGAGGAGUUAAUACGCUUCUCAAUCCCUGGGGGCGAAGGAAGAUAUUUUUUAAUUGGGAGUUCUCUGAGCGUGGCGGAACGUGAGGAGAUGUAUGACUUCCUGAUGCGAAACAUAGAAGUUUUUGCUUGGACUCCACAAGACAUGCCGGGUGUGGAUUCUUCGUUCGCCAUGCACUCAUUGAAUGUCGAUCCAAGUAGGCGGCCAGUGGUGCAGAAAGUUCGACGCUCGUCCGCCGCACAUGUCGAAGCUGUAAUGACAGAAGUGGAUACACUGUUGGAGGCAGGCGUCAUUCGGGAAGUCUUAUAUCCCUCUUGGCUUGCCAAUCCAGUGGUUGUACCGAAGAAAAAUGGGAAACUAAGGGUUUGUGUUGAUUACACAAACCUCAACGACGCUUGUCCUAUGGAUAGAUUUCUCCUUCCUCGGAUUGAGCAAAUGGCGAACGCUACAGCAGGGAGAAGACGGCCUUUAUUUCUCCUCGGCUACAAGGUCGUUCCAUUCGGCCUGAAGAAUGCUGGUGCAACCUUCCAACGCUCCAUCACGAAGAUGUUUCCUGGAAUGCUCGGCAAAAUAGUAGAAGCUUAUAUCGAUGAUCUGGUUUGCAGAAGCACGUUCGCUCGGGACCACCUUUGGGACUUGGGAGAGGUCUUUGCUGUUUUGAAACAACGGAAGCUGCGUCUCAAUGCCGAGAAGUGUGCGUUUGGCGUAAGCUCGGGAAAGUUCCUUGGCUACAUGGUAAGUCACCGAGGGAUAGAAGCUGAUCCUACACAAAUCUUGGCCAUGCAAAAUCUCCAAGCUCCGACUACUAUAAAAGAGGUACAGCGACUCACGGGAAUGGUUGCUGCCCUGAACCGUUUCAUCCGACGUUCGAGCGAUCUCUGCCGUCCAUUUUUUCGAGCAAUCACCACUAGCCGACGAAGAUUCAUAUGGACCGAAGAGUGCGAGCUGGCUUUGCAAUCUUUAAAGCAGUACCUGUCCCACACUCCUUUGCUCGUCAAGCCUCUACCCGAUGAAGAUCUUUAUCUUUACCUUGCUGUUUCUGACCAUGCAACGAGCGCGGUUCUUGUUCGGAAAGAGGGAAUGGAGCAUCAACCAAUCUUCUAUUCCAGCAAAACGAUGAUGGCCUCUCAGACGAGCUAUCAUCAGGCCUUGGCCGACUUCUUUGCCGAACUCACUCAUGGAUUGCAAGACGAAGCCAACGCCUUGGCCACCGCCGCUGAAGAAGCUCGGAUUCAAGAAGAAGAGGUUUUGGAAGGACCAUGUAACCGUCCCGUGGAGCCCCUCCGUGCUCGGUACUCCCUCGGACGAAAGAAACCAAAGCGGCAAUGGAAGCUCUUCUCCGGCGACGCCUGGCGACUGACGGUCGAUGGAGCUUCUAACGUUCACGGGGCUGGAGCGGGCAUCGUUCUUGUGUCUCCAAACGGGACCGUGCAUGAAAGUGUUGUCUCAAUUGGAUACUCGGCGAUGAACAACGAAGCAGAGUAUAAAGCUCUGAUUGCUGGCCUCCAGCUAGCUCUUCGGCUUGAUGCAGAUUCGGUUCAUGUUUUUUGUGACUCUCAGCUCAUUGUGGGUCAUUUAAACGAUGAUUAUCAAGCCAGAGACCAGCGUAUGAAUGCUUACGUAAGCCACGUCUUGGCCCUGUUCGGAAGAUUUGGCCGAGUAGAAGUAGAAUGGAUCGCUCGGGAGCACAAUGCACAUGCUGACGCCCUGGCAGGUCUUGCUUCUGUUUACAGGACCUCGGGCGGUCGCACUAUUACCUUUGACGAAGUCUCAGCCCCGAGCUUCGAACAGCCGUGUGAACAAGUGAUGGCGAUCACCCUCGGUCAAGGUCAGCUGGAUCCAGUGGUUGAUUACUUGAAGAACCAGGUGUUACCACCGAACAAACGCGAAGCAUACAAACUCCGUUGCCGAGCGGCCAAUUUUUUCCUGGAUCCAAACAACAACCUUUACCGACGAACUUUCACUGGCCCCGAUCUGCGUGUCGUCCACGACGACCUUGUGCAGGCCGUUCUGGAGGAACUCCAUUCGGGAAGCUGUGGGGCGCAUUCAGGAGGACGGUCGCUUGCACAGCGUGCUCUGACGCAAGGCUAUUGGUGGCCGAAGAUGGUAAAGCAAUCCGAAGAAUAUGUGAAGCAAUUUGGCAAGAUGCUGAAGGCGCCAGGUGGAUUUGAGUAUAUGCUCACAGCCACGGAUUUGUUCACUAAGUGGGUUGAAGCUUCCCCCUUGGUCAAGACCACUGCAGGUGACAUGGAACGAUUUAUUUGGAAGCACAUCAUCUCGAGGUUCGGCGUACCAUACGCCAUCCUUUCUGACAAUGGCUCCCAGUUUGUCACCUUCGCCAUCAAAACUUUUUAUGCAAAGCAACACAUCACAAUCUAUAAUUCUUCUGUGGCCUAUCCACAGGGCAAUGGACAGGCCGAAGCUUCUAACAAGACGAUCACUCGGGGGCUUAAGCGCCGUUUGGACAGGAAACUCGGUAAAUGGGUGGAGGAGCUUCCACACGUUUUAUGGGCCUACCAUACAACCCCUCGGCGGUCUACCGGCCGUACUCCAUUUGCUAUGGCCUAUGAUUUCGCUGAAGAACUUCGUGACAAUGCUCACCUCCGGCACACUGCAUAUCAACAAGAAGUUACAAGAGGGUACAACCGGAAUGUUCGUGCUCGUCCUUUUAGUGUUGGGGACUUAGUCCUUCGGAUGGUUACCGAAGCAUCAAAGCUAACCAAGCUGAAGGAUCCCUAUGAAGGACCUUAUCGAGUGGUGGAGAAGAUCGGGCAUGGUGUCUACAAGCUUGCUGAAAUGGAUGGAACGCCAAUUGCCAAUCCAUGGAAUGCUCAAAAACUUAGGAAAUUCCAUGGCUAG
Molecule: messenger RNA, 3069 nt
Organism: Rhododendron vialii
Lineage: Eukaryota; Viridiplantae; Streptophyta; Magnoliopsida; Ericales; Ericaceae
Exons: 5
Coding region: 1-3069 (1022 amino acids)
Biological process (GO): DNA integration
Molecular function (GO): nucleic acid binding; RNA-DNA hybrid ribonuclease activity
Source: RefSeq, a predicted model, not a curated record